AAAUUGGUCGGAUCUCGUGUGCUCGAAGUGCAUGAUGGUAUAUCGCUGGGUCGUACUACUCGUGUCUAUGCUCAUUGUACAUCCGAGAAGUCGGGUUACGACGCUGGGAGUCUAGUUUUAAUCGCUCUCAACACACAACACAAUGAAAUACAGUUAGUAUUGACAAAUGGACUUGAAAAACUGCCGGUGCACCAAUAUUUGUUAACACCCGGGGACAAUAAUAAUCUGACGUCACAGACCGUUAGAUUGAAUGGUGAUCUACUGCAAAUGGUUGAUGAUACAUUUUUACCAAAUGUUCAACCUAAACUAAUAAUACCCCCAGAGAUCAUAAAAUUACCCGCAGUCUCCUAUGGUUUCUUUGUUAUCCCUAACGUUCAGGCGGAAGCAUGCCAAACGUCUUGCGAAAAAAUGACUUUGGAAAAAUUCGCGAAAGUUUAA
Molecule: messenger RNA, 438 nt
Organism: Paramuricea clavata
Lineage: Eukaryota; Metazoa; Cnidaria; Anthozoa; Malacalcyonacea; Plexauridae
Source: the annotation of a GenBank genome assembly